UCAUAUGUACUAUAGAUAACUAGACACAUACAAAGCCAGAAGAAGGUAGUGAUUAGAAAGUAGAAACUAACAUGUGGAGGACUAUUUUGAACGUUGCUUUUCUAGCUUUUCUAGUUCAUGCAGUUGUGCUUCAAGCUCGGGAUCAAUCAGGAUUUAUCAGCAUAGAUUGUGGAGCACCUGCCAUGUCUAACUCUACUGAUUGGACAGACAUACAAUAUGUUUCAGAUGUCGGUUUCAUAAGCAGUGGUGUACCUAAAUCAGUGAAAUCUGACUUCACAACUCUCUUUAAACAACAACAACUGUGGACUCUCAGAAGCUUCCCGAAAGGAAGAAGAAACUGCUACAAAAUAAAUAACAUUACAAUGGGCUCUAAAUAUCUUAUCCGCCUCGAGUUUAGUUACGGAAACUACGACGGGCUUAACACUUUUCCAGUGUUUGAUGUGUAUCUUGGAGUUAACAAGUGGGAUACAGUGAGCUUUGGAGCAGCCAACAGUAACCCCGGCGGGUACAGUAUCAGAGAGAUUAUACAUAUAGUUUCACAGGAAUACAUAAAUAUCUGUUUGGUGAAUACAGGCCUUGGCACGCCAUUCAUUUCAAUCAUAGAUUUGAGGCCUUUGAAAAAUGACACCUAUUCUGCUCCACCUGGUGGAUCAGUGGUUACUUACUACCAUGUGAAUUUAGGUUAUCCAUAUAACAACUACUCAAACAGGUACGAGGACGAUCCCUAUGAUCGUUCCUGGAUAUACUACAUACAACAAGGUGAAUGGGUACAAUUGAAUAAUUCAAGUACUAUAACUGCUGGAACCUUUAGCCAAAACGAUUACCAGUUGCCUGAAGCUGUGAUGAGAACCGCCAUCACACCGGCAAAUGCAAGUGAUCCAUUGAAGAUAAACUGGAGGCCACAAGUUACAAUAAGUGAUGAAUACUACAUAUACAUGCACUUCAUGGAGGUUAACAACCAAACAAGGGAAUUUAACAUCUUUGUGGACGGUAAACCAUUCUAUGAAAAUCUGGUGCCGCCUUACCUCUCAACAAAAACAAUCACCGUAGUCUCCAACCCAAUUAAUAUUUCAUUUCACAAGACGUCGCGUUCAACCCUGCCUCCCAUCAUCAACGCCAUUGAAGUUUACGGAUUAAUUCAAUUCUACCAAUCAAAUACAUUCCAAGCAGAUGUGGAUGCAAUCACAAGGAUCCAGUCAGUAUAUGGUUUGACGACAAGAGAAGAGUGGCAAGGAGAUCCAUGCGGCCCUGCAGGCUACAUGUGGGAGUGGGACGGUCUCAAUUGUACUCGUCAUCUAAAUGAAUCCCCUAGGAUUACUGCCUUGAAUUUAUCUUCUAGUGGAUUGACAGGAGCUAUAGAUCCUUCCUUUUCACACCUCACUGUGUUGGAAAAGUUGGAUUUAUCAAACAACGACUUGAAUGGCCAAAUUCCGGAGUUUCUCUCUCAACUACAAAACUUAAAGAUCUUGAAUUUGGCGGGCAAUAACCUCAGUGGUUCAUUACCAUCAACACUACUUGCGAAAUCUAAUAAAGGUUUCUUAUCAGUCAAUGUUGAUCAAAAUCCAUAUCUACUAUGUGAAUUUGGAGAAUGCAAAGUAAAAAAGAAGAAAAAGAAGACAAAGCCAUUCUUAGUAGCUACAGCUAUUGGGAUUUCAGUCGUUUUAGUGGCAUUGACCGCCGCAGCUAUAGUCUGGACUCUUAAUAAAAGGAGAAAAACCAAAGUAGAAAAGACUCCAAAGGAGAUCAAGCAAGACCAUGAUGUAUCACUCAAGUUCAAGAAUAAAAUUUAUUCAUACUCUGAUAUCCUUAAAAUCACCAACAACUUCUGUCAAAUCCUUGGUAAAGGUGGGUUUGGAACAGUUUAUAUAGGAUAUGUUGAUGACGUUUCUGUUGCAGUGAAGAUACUUUCUCCAUCCUCAGUUCAGGGUUAUCAGCAAUUCCAAACAGAGGUUAAGCUUCUAAUGAGAGUUCAUCACAGAAAUUUGACCUCCCUAGUUGGAUAUUGUAAUGAAGGAAGCAAUAAGGCUCUCAUAUACGAGUAUAUGGCUAAUGGAAACCUACGUCAAUAUCUCUCAUUAGGUACCAAAUUUCUGAGCUGGAAAGACAGGCUCUGUAUAGCGGUAGAUGCAGCACAAGGAUUGGAAUAUUUACACAAUGGUUGCAAGCCACCUAUAAUCCACAGAGAUGUAAAAGUCAACAUUUUGUUGACUGAAAACUUGCGUGCAAAAUUAUCUGAUUUCGGUUUGUCAAAGAUUAUCCCAAUCGAUGGGGGCAGUCAUGUUUCAACUGUUGUUGCCGGCACCACUGGUUACUUGGACCCCAAUUACUACCAAUCAAGCAGAUUAACAGAGAAAAGUGAUAUUUAUAGUUUUGGAGUUGUUCUUUUGGAAUUAAUCACAAGUCAAGCAGCAAUAAGAAUGGCAGAAGAUAAUGAUGAUGAUGAUGAGAAAACUCACUUAAGUCAUUGGGUUAGUUCGAUGGUGGAGAGAGGGGAUAUCCAUGGCAUUGUUGACUCGAGGUUAGGAGAAGACUUUGACUGUAGCUCUGCCUGGAAAAUUGUGGAAACAGCACUGACUUGUGUGUCUCAAAACUCUAAUGCUUUGGAAAUGGAAUUAAGUCGAACAAAAUAUGGUGGUGGUGGCAACAAAAGUAAUGGAGAUUCAUCGGUUGAACUAGUCUUUGUGAAUGUACAAAAUGAAUCCACUCCUCAGGCCAGAUCACGUAACAUCCUAGUAGCUGUCAAAAUACUCUCCCCUUCAGCUCAAGGGUACCAGCAAUUCGAGGCAGAGGCGGAACUUCUUACUAAAGUUCAUCACAAGUGCUUAACUACUUUAAUUGUUUCAACUUGGCUGAAUGAAAAGAGUGAUGUUUCUAGCUUCGAGGGUGUGAAAAGAGGGGGUUGA
Arachis duranensis is the source of this 2903-nucleotide messenger RNA. Its product is annotated as probable LRR receptor-like serine/threonine-protein kinase At1g05700. Gene Ontology annotation, biological process: protein phosphorylation. Gene Ontology annotation, molecular function: protein binding; protein kinase activity; ATP binding. Lineage: Eukaryota; Viridiplantae; Streptophyta; Magnoliopsida; Fabales; Fabaceae. The record is from RefSeq and is a predicted model, not a curated record.